AUGGCAGAGGCAGAGGUUGCCCCAAGAAAGAGACUCAUAAUUAAACUUCGUUUGCCGCCUUCAAGACCAGUAUCAUCUGAAGAAUGCACACUAAAGCAUGAUGCUGAUACUGAAAAGCGUGGACCAGAAUUUAUGGCUUCUGAUUCAUGCGGCGAGAAGAGGAAGAAAGAUCAGCAUUGCACCACUACUGAAUACUCGUGUAAUGUAGUGGGAAAGAGCCAUGCAGAAGGUUCUAGAACCUUGUCAACUGAUGCACAGUGCAAACAGAAGAAGGACGAUGACGGUGCUGAUUCUCGCGGAGGCAGAAAGAGAAGAAAGUUGGCAACUUCUGAAGUUUCUGUUUCCACAAAAUCUUCUGUGCAAGAACACCACAACGCAUGUUUAAGAAUCCCAAGAACCGGUUCUAAGGUGCUUGACUCGAAGAACACGAAGAAGGAAGAGGAAGAACAUCACAAUGCAUGUUCAAGAAUCCCAAGAACCGGUUCGAAGAAGGAAGAGGAGAUGAAGGUUGUUCUGAAUGAGCAGAGAAUGGAUCGUUACCAAAAGAUGCAGUGUUGGGUGAUCUUGAAGCGCUUCAUGGUUGGAAGAGAUGGCUGGGCUUUCAAUAAGACUGUGGAUCCCAAGAAGUUAGGGAUUGUUGGUAACAAAUGUGAGAGUGUGUUGUUGAAGCCAAUAGGGUUUGAGGAUAUAGAGUCAAAGCUGCACAAAUUCGUGUAUUCAGGGCCUCAUGAAUUUGCAAACGAUAUGAGGCUUUUGUUUUCUUAUGGAUUCAUGUACCCUCAAAGGGAUCAGAUUCAUAGAGUUGCAAGGAGAUUCAGUGAGAGCUUUGAAAUUACUUGGAAGGCUUUGACAGAAAAGUGGUCAACUGAAGAGAGGAGAAGGAACAAGAUCUUCAAAAGGGGAAGAAUGAAUAAUAAAGCGGUGCACCAAAAGUUUUAG
Messenger RNA from Arachis duranensis, 939 nucleotides. RefSeq lists its product as uncharacterized. The coding region runs from base 1 to 939 and encodes 312 amino acids. The record is from RefSeq and is a predicted model, not a curated record. The transcript has a single exon. Gene Ontology annotation, molecular function: protein binding. NCBI's taxonomy places the organism in Eukaryota, Viridiplantae, Streptophyta, Magnoliopsida, Fabales, Fabaceae.